Aplysia californica (California sea hare) is the source of this 3250-nucleotide messenger RNA. Its product is annotated as SH2 domain-containing protein 4B. The record is from RefSeq and is a predicted model, not a curated record. Gene Ontology annotation, cellular component: cytoplasm. Lineage: Eukaryota; Metazoa; Mollusca; Gastropoda; Aplysiida; Aplysiidae. The transcript is spliced from 12 exons. Bases 334 to 1794 code for a protein of 486 amino acids.
CAUUGGUAUCGUUUCUUAUGAAUACAUCUUUCUGUAAAGAAGGGCUCUUGCUAAGGAAAUCCAUUUGGAGCCCAAUGUGGUUCAGAACAAGCUUCUGAGUGAUGAUGCGUCGCCAUCUGACGAUCUCGCUUUGUUUUUCUCCACUUGCCACUUCCUCAUUCAGGAGUUAACGGCCCAAAGACCUUGUCAUACUUUGGUUGACCUCUGCAUCAUGUCGUGAACAUUAAAGGUGGAGGAUACUGGAGCAGUGUGACUUUAGAUAGAAUUGCAGUGAAUGAAGUAUAGUUCAGCGUUUCCCCAGAGUGUGGCUGGUCAAAAGAUAUAAAUUUCACAAUGUUGCAGCAGAUCUUGGAGAAGAUGUACAUCGACCCCGAACUCUUGGCAGAGUUGUCGGAGGACCAGAAGCAAAUGCUGUUUGUCAAAAUGAGAGAGGAGCAGGUGAAAAGAUGGCACCAGUUUGAAGCUAAAAUGGAGGAAGAGGACAAGAAAAAAAACAAGAAACCCGCAAAAUCAGGAAAGAAACAAGUAAAUUUCCUGAAAGGGCGAGAUGGUUGCGAGUGGGUGUGGAUCAUGGGUGAGCACCCUAAUGAUAAAUCCAUAGAACAGAUUCUCGAGGAAGAAGCACAGAAAACAGCUCAAAAGUUGGCUGAAGCAGAAGCUGUGGCACUCAGGGAGAAAGAGGAAACAGAGCUUCAUCGGAAAAUGGAAGAAGAGAAGCUGAGAGUGAAGCGAGAUAAUGAAGAACGUGAGGCCAAGAUCAAACGUGAGCAGGAGGAGGCAGCUCUGUAUCAGUCCAUCAAAGAAGCCAGGUUGGCAGUCGAGAGAAUGGAAAUUGAGAAGAAGAGAAUGGAGGAAGAAGAAAAGAAAAGGCUUGCGGAAAUAGAACAGAAAAAAAACCCUUCUCACAAAAUGAUGGAGGACCCUUGCCCUUCACCAAUUAUAACAAUUCCAUCUGAAGUAUUGGAGCAAGAAAAACGGGCCAAGAGAAGAUCACGGGAGUUUGCGGAGAGCAUGCGGGAAAAGAGGAGCAGUGAGAUUUUCUCCACUCUACAAAGAAAACACCAGACCCUGGUCAAACUGGCAGAGGAAGGAUCUCAGGAAGCUGAGUCGACAUGGUUAGAGCAAGAGAAGAAAGCGAAGGAGGCGGACAAGCAAAUUCGUGAGCUUGCCCGCAAAGCUAGAGUGGAAUACAAGGAGUCCUUACGCCGUUCCUUCACCAUGAUGCAAGCUGCACAAGCCUUUUCUGGUGCGCCAGCUAGCCCGGGGAACAAGCCACCUUUACCUCCUAAGAAGCAUUUGAUAGUCACGUCUGCCCCUGGAAUAACCAACAAAAAGCCCCGACCCCUGAGACCAAAGGGGCAGGAUAUGAUCAUCAGUUGGUUUCAGAAGGAGGAAAAGGAUAAAGGAACUGGCCUGGACCCUGCGACUGGCAAAGUAGCGGAAUGGUUUCAUGGCAUUAUCAAUCGAUCAGAGUGUGAGAAACUUUUGGAGUCCAAGAAAGAUGGGUCCUACCUUAUACGAGUGAGUGAGCGGGUCUGGGGCUACACGUUAUCCUACAAAGAAGCCAGUCGUUACAAGCACUUCCUUAUAGACGCGUCAGAUCUCGGAUACCAGUUCUUCGGUGCGGACCAAACUGUGCAUAACUCUCUUGCUGACCUAGUCAAGUUUCACAAGGAGAAUCCAAUCACUAUAUCAGGACAAGAAAAGCUUGUCUACCCCUGCGGCCAAAAUAUUGAUCCUCCUGACUACUGGAAUCUAUUCCACGGAAAAACUUCAGAAUCUACACCUUUGUAGCAUAGGUACAGGGUGUUUUACCUGAGUUUUUUUUUUUUUUUACAAUUGUUUUCUCAAUCUUUGAGUAGGAAUUUGCAAUGUUUUUCUUGCAAUUUUGUGAACGUAAAAUCAACUCGUAGUGAUUUUUAGUGAUUUGUUUUUCAUAUCUCGAUUCUUCAAUAUGGCUGUUGAAUAGAAAAAUCUGUUGAAAUUAUCCUAUUCAUCAUGUGUUUUCGUCAUUUGCCCCGUACAAUUUUGGUUAAUAACAAUACAUGGUUGUUGUGAAACAAAUCAAAAUGAACUUUUUAUAUUUCAAAAUGUCAUUUUUUUCCCCCUUAUGGUGCUUCAAUUCGGCUUGGUAGAAUGGUAGCAGUUUUUGGAUCACUCUUGUCGUUUUCCUUGGCACCCAUUCCAAUGCAACAUUCUUUCAUCAUGAAGUGCACUUUUGAGGAGAAAGUUUCCAAACAGUCACAACUGGGGUUUUGAAAAAUGUGUUGUAUUUAACGAUGCCAAAAAAUUGUAAAAGUCUGUAUCAAAAUGUAUUGAGCCAUAUCAGAAGGUAAAAUGAUUUUCUUUAAAAAAAAAAUCAUUUUGAGGCAUUUCAAGAGCUUUGAAUUUAACGGUGUUUGCUUUUAGCGAUUUAAAGUGUGCUCUUGAAAGAUGGCAUGGUGCUUGUUUGCUUCAACAGAGUGUUCCAGAGCUCCUUUAGAUAGUGUUGUGGAAGAUGGUGCAACGAUCUGAUCACAUCAAAACCCCGUCCCCAUCCCUCCAUAAUGUCCUCCCCUUGAACAGUUCAGUUUGUUAUUCAUUUUAUGUCAUUUAUUUAAAAUGCAUGUACAUCGUUCUGGAAAAUUGUUAGUAUCGUAUAAGUUUCUACUUAUAUCUCUGUUCGGUACGGUGAUCUGAAUGCCUUACGUAUAGCUUAUAGAUACCUACAUGAUCAUACAGUGUGUAAUCCGAUUUGUGAAGUUGUGAGGUUACGGCUCGUUUUAACCCAAUACCAGAUGUCAAAUUGAUCUCUAUUUGUAUCCUUCCAGGAAAAGAAAUUUGAUUGCUGGUUUCUUAAGAGCAUAUUUUUUCGUCUUAUGAUUCUUGUAGAACUAAUAGUAGGUACAUUGGAUUUUUUGACUCAAGUGCAAUUUGUAUAUUAUCUUCUCUUCCUGUUUUUUUUUCAUUUUACAAUGUCACUGAACCAUGGCGAGAUUACUACUAAGCUAAUGGGUGUUUUUCUCUCUUAAAAUUUCUGUAGUCCCUGUAGUCUGCAAUGGGAUGUGCUUUUUUUUAUAAUUGCUAAAAAAUUUGUUCUUUUUGUCUUUAUUUAAUACAUUUCUUGUGCAUUUGGAUUUAAUUUGAAUUGACUUUCUAAUGACAGACUACAGUAUUUUUUUUUUAGGAGAAUGUGCUAUGUUUUGAUAGGUAGGCCUAUUUCAUUUCCAGUUGUCUUUGCAAAGUGAUUUAACUUUUAAAAAUACAAAAA